AUGUCCGAGUCCAAGCAAGUAGACAUUGAAGCCGCCGCCGCCGCGUCCCCGGGUCGGGACUCUGGCUCCGGCGACGAGCAGGCCGGCAACCACCACCCGAGCAAGGCGCCGCUCGCCACGUCGUCGGUCGGCGAGGUGCUGCAGUCGUCGGGCGUGACGCGCAUGGAGGCCGUGUACCGGGAGGCGCAGACGGACCGCAGGACCUUUUACCUCGUGGGCGCGUCGGUGCUGGUGUGCGCGUGGGCCUACUCGCUCGACUCGUCGACGACGUCGUACUACAGCAUCGACGCCUCGUCCUACUACAAGCAGCACAGCACCGUGCUCUCGACGCUGUCCAUUGCCACCAGCGUCAUCGGCGCCGUCAGCAAGCCCUUCAUGGCCAAGUUCUCCGACAUCACCUCGCGGCCGUACACGUACCUGCUCGCGCUGGUCUUCUACGCCGUCGGCUACGUGAUUGCCGCCACGUCGCGCAGCAUCUCGGCGUACAUUGGCGGCGAGGUCUUUGUCGCGGUCGGCGGAUCGGGCCUGGACCUGACCAACGACAUCAUCGUCGCGGACCUGACGCCGCUCGAGUGGCGCGGCUUCGUCUCGUCGCUGCUGUCGACGCCGUUCAUCAUCAAUACCUGGUUCUCGGGCAAGAUUGUCGAGGCCAUGUCCUCGCGGGGCCAGUGGCGAUGGGGCUACGGCAUGUUUGCCAUCAUCAUGCCGGUCGCUCUCGGUCCCGCCAUUGCCGUGCUCAUCCACCUCGACCGCAAGGCCAAGAAGCACGGGCUCAUCAACAUGGCGUCGAGCAACGCCGCACGGCGCGCCGCCGCCGAAACGCUCGGCGAGAAGCAGGACAACAGCAGUCCGCGCGGUCUCAUCGUCGCCGCCGCCGCAGCCGCAGAGUCUCAAGAGUCGUGGGGCCGCGCGCUGCUGCGCAACUGGCACGAGAUUGAUGCUUUCGGGCUCAUCCUGCUGGGCUUCGGCUGGUCGCUGCUGCUGCUGCCGUUUUCGCUCAAGACGUACGCGGAGCACGGCUGGCGCAACCACUCGCUGAUUGCCAUGAUGGUGGUCGGCGGCGUGCUGCUGAUUGCGUACGUCGUGUACGAGAUGAAAUGGGCCAAGAUGCCGAGCGCGCCACGCCGACUCGUGUUCAACAAGACGUUCAUCAUGUCCAUUGUCAUCGACAGCUUCUACUUUUUCGCUGGAAACAUGCGCGGUCUGUACUGGAGCUCCUACGUGUACGUGGCCAAGCCCUGGAGCCAGCAGGACUGGGUGUACUACGGCAACACCAUGACGCUCGCGCUGUGCAUCUUCGGCCCCAUCACCGGCCUCCUGCAGCGCUGGACGCACCGCUACAAGGCGAUCCAGGUGUCCGGCCUUUGCCUCAAGGUCGUCGGCAUGGGCAUCCUGCUCUCCGGCCACCGGGCAACCGACGACACGGCCGCCAUGGUGCUCUCCAUGGUGCUCAUCGGCGCCGGCGGCGCCAUGUCCGUCGUGGGCACGCGCGUCGCCUCGCAGGCGUGCGUGCCGCACCAGGACGUCGCGCUCGCCAUCUCGCUGCUGUCGCUGUGGUCCAAGAUUGGCAGCGCCGUCGGCAGCGCCGUCGUGGCCGUCAUCUGGUCCGCGCAGAUGCCGGGUCAGCUGCGCGCGCACCUGCCCGCAGGCACGCCCGAGGCCACGGUCAAGAAAAUCUUCAACAACGUCAAGGCGGCGCGCACGCUGUACGCCUUUGAUAGCCCGAUGCGCAGGGGCAUCAUCGAGGCGUACCGCCGCACGCUCUUUUACUGCCUCACGCCGGCGCUCGCGCUCGCGUUCAUCCCGCUCGUCGCCGCGUGCUUCCAGACAAACUUUUACCUCGGAAAGCAGCAGAAUGCCGUCACCAAUGUCGGCAAUGAUGGACAGCCGCUGAAGGAGGAGGAGCAGAACCCAGAGCCGCUGCCGCCAGCUGCGUCGAAGAAGGAGGCGUUCCUGAGAUUCUGGGGCGGACGAAGUGCAGUUCCGGCUCAGCGGUCGUAA
Molecule: messenger RNA, 2001 nt
Organism: Akanthomyces muscarius
Lineage: Eukaryota; Fungi; Ascomycota; Sordariomycetes; Hypocreales; Cordycipitaceae
Exons: 3
Coding region: 1-2001 (666 amino acids)
Biological process (GO): transmembrane transport
Molecular function (GO): transmembrane transporter activity
Source: RefSeq, a predicted model, not a curated record